This is a messenger RNA of Mycena indigotica, 714 nucleotides long. RefSeq lists its product as uncharacterized. The record is from RefSeq and is a predicted model, not a curated record. Bases 1 to 714 code for a protein of 237 amino acids. The transcript is spliced from 3 exons. NCBI's taxonomy places the organism in Eukaryota, Fungi, Basidiomycota, Agaricomycetes, Agaricales, Mycenaceae.
AUGCCUAACACCAUCCUUCGCGCCUCCCAUGCCACGACGGAGUCAUGCUAUUCUGCGCAAAGUGGGGAAACCCGGCUCUCAUUCAACCCACUCACACGACCGACCACCCCAUCUCCAAUUCGUAGUCAGCUUGCGACAUCGUUGACACGCUUUUCGAGCUCCUGCACGAACCUCAGCCGCCCCGACUCUCCUCCCGCUUUCCGCGACCGCAGCAUUUCCCGCCCCACGAAGAUUCGCUCCCGCUCUUCAACACAUUCAGAAAGCGAAAGGGUCCGCACUGUUGACCGCUCAAAGCGGGACAUCAAUCGCUCCCUUGAGCAACCGAGUCCAACUCAUUCGAGAAAAGAGCCACACCCAUCGCCUGCCAACACGCUUCGGAAUUUCUCCACAAAUCCACCCAGCAGACCGACAACACCCAUUUCCUUCCUGCAUCGCAAGAUCAACAAUCCUACUCAGUCCACGAGUCAAGCGACAAAUUACAUGCCCUUCUCUGCGGUUUCACAACCUGACCCACUGUCCCCCACGCCGAGCAUCAUUCAGAGGUCACGACACAAUACACCUCACAUUCAUUGGGAUGGAGAGGCAGAACCUCUUAAAGUUCGAGGCAAAGAUCGGCCAGAGCGCUCUGUAUCCCCUUCCAGAGCAACACCAAAUCUGCGGGUUCACCUGGGACGAUGCUACUUUGAAUUCGGCGUGGUCGAAAAGACACGAUAG